Danio aesculapii is the source of this 1100-nucleotide messenger RNA. RefSeq lists its product as uncharacterized. Lineage: Eukaryota; Metazoa; Chordata; Actinopteri; Cypriniformes; Danionidae. Bases 124 to 786 code for a protein of 220 amino acids. The record is from RefSeq and is a predicted model, not a curated record. The transcript has 3 exons.
UUGAAUAAGUGGGCUGGUCAACAUUCAGAAUAAAUACCCCCUACUUUCUCUUUCUCAUCACUCUUUCUUCACUGCAGACUCACACAGCAGCUCUGAACCUUCUCAUUUUCAACAACAGAAACUAUGGUCUUCGCUGUGCUUUCAAGGGUCCUUCUUGGGAUCGUGUUGCUUUCUGAUAUUCAAAGUGUGGCGAAUGAAAAGGUGGACAUUAACACUCUCGCCAGGAUUCAAAGAUUUUUUCAUUUUAAUUAUGAAAAUGGUUUGCAGUAUGCAGUGGCCAUCAAUGUCCCGAAGAAGCAGUGUCGAAGUCGUUUCUUCCCAUCCCCAGCUAACUUUCUGAAAAACGACCCGUCAGAAGAUGUUAAGCCUUACAUAAAACGUGACAGUAUGGAAGUCUACCAAGGCACUGAACUCAUUGCUGCAGGGGUUCACAGAAAUGCACAUUCAGAGCAUUUACUGAUGAAUCCUCCAUUUAAUUCUCCUUUGACACACUUGCUGAAUAAAAGGAAUGAUGGAUGUGUGGUUUUCUACACUUUAAUCUCUCCCUGUGUAGACAAGUGUCUUAACAGCAAUGUUGUGCUUUCAGGUCUUUGUGAAUUAGAGAAUUAUCAGGGAAUGAAAGCCUUUGUUUACACAUAUAUCUAUAACAAAGACCAGAACAAACAAAACCUACGUAAUGAACUGCAAAAAAUUGCUAAUCGUGUGCCACUUUACCGCUGUGGCAGAAAUGGUUGUAUCUACUGUGAAAAUACUGUGAUAGACGCAUGCUUAAAUGGGGAGUUUUGACUUAUGUAGAGUUUCUUCAGUGCUUUAACUGAUGUGUGCUUCUGCACUGCGUUUCUGUAGCUGCUGAGACUUUUGAUGAUACAUUUCAAUGUAUCAGUUUAUAUGCCGCCUUUUGCUUUGUCAUUUGCUUUUUCAUUAAAAAAAAAACUUACAAAUGAGUGAAUUAAUCAUUUGAUUUAAGAAAUAUAAGAAUAUUAUUAUGAAUUCUUAUGGCAAUGUAUUUGAUAAGCUCUUGAAAUGCUUGUUUGUUCAUGCUUUGGGUAACAAUAUAUUAAUGGCUUUUGCUGAUUGGAGAAAUAAACUUAUACUCACCA